AUGGGGGCGAGUCGUUCCGAUGGCUCUUCGAAAGAGCGCUUGAAAUGGACCCAAGAACUUCACAGUCUCUUCGAGAAGGCGGUUAACCAGCUUGGUGGUCCAGACAGGGCAACACCAAAGGGUAUUUUGAAGGCUAUGGGCAUUCCUGGACUCACUAUUUUCCACGUUAAAAGCCACUUGCAGAAAUACAGGAUGUCAAAGUUCAUCCCAGAAUCACCCAACAGGGGCAACAGGUUUGAAAGGAGAAGCAUAUCUGAAAUAUUGCCAAACUUCAGCGCAACAUCAGGCGCUCAACUUAACGAAGCACUGCAAAUGCAAAAAGAAGUGCAAAAGCGGCUGAGUGAUCAGCUUGAAGUUCAAAGGAGUUUGAAGAUGAAAAUCGAGGCUCAAGGAAGAUUUCUAGAGAGAAUUGCAAACGAACACAAAAACAGGGCGGCAAAUGCAAAACCAAGCAAGCCUUACUCUCCAGCUGCAUCCCUGCCUUCUCUGUGCGAGGAGUCCGACUCUGAGGUAGACAGAAACGAAAUACGACCUGCUGUUGCUGCUGCUGCAGAAUUUCGAGCAGCAAAGAGGAUAAGGAUAGAAGAUGACGAUGCUUUGCUACAAAAAUGCGACCUUGAAUCCUACAACAACGGCCAUCAGAGCCCGUUUCUCCUCAGAGGAUUGAACAGCCCGUGUUGGGCUCAUGAAAUGGGAUAUCCAUGGGGCGUUGCAACCCAGUCUCCCAUGUUGCCGGCACUGUAUGAUCCUCUAAACUGA
Messenger RNA from Coffea eugenioides, 759 nucleotides. RefSeq names its product myb family transcription factor PHL7-like. Bases 1 to 759 code for a protein of 252 amino acids. NCBI's taxonomy places the organism in Eukaryota, Viridiplantae, Streptophyta, Magnoliopsida, Gentianales, Rubiaceae. Gene Ontology annotation, molecular function: DNA binding; DNA-binding transcription factor activity. The record is from RefSeq and is a predicted model, not a curated record. The transcript is spliced from 6 exons.